GCCGCAUCCAUCUCUGCGUCGCCUGCCGCAACGCCCAGAAGAGCGAGGCCACCCGAGACCUGAUUCUGGCCAGCCACCCGGCCGCUCAGGUCUCCACCGUGGAGGUGGACCUGGGCAGCCUGGCUUCCGUGCUGCGUGCGGCCCGUGAGCUCCGCUGCAGGUUUCAGCGGCUGGACUUUGUCUACCUCAACGCUGGGAUCAUGCCCAACCCACACGUGAACUUCAAGGCACUCUGGCAUGGUCUGAUCACCGGGAAGCUGCUUCACAUGCUGACCACUGCAGAAGGCGUAAUGACCCAGACGGACAGGCUUAAUGGAGAUGGACUGCAGGAGGUGUUUGCUACCAACCUCUUUGGACACUUUAUCCUGGUUCGCCAACUUGAAUCUCUACUCUGUGGUAACGAAAAGCCUUCACGACUCAUCUGGACCUCUUCCAGCAAUGCCCGGAAGUCUGCCUUCAGCCUUGCUGACUACCAGCAUGCCAAGGGACAGGAAUCAUACAGUUCCUCCAAAUAUGCUACUGACCUGACAAGUGUGGUUUUGAACAGGAAACUUAAUAACCAGGGUCUAUAUUCCAGUGUUGUUUGUCCUGGUCUCGUUAUGUCUAAUAUGACAUAUGGAAUUUUGCCGGUUUUUCUGUGGAAGCUGCUAAUGCCCAUCAUGUGGUUGAUCCGCUUUUUUGCAAAGACUUACACUCUGACACCAUAUAAUGGAGCAGAAGCUCAUGUGUGGCUGUUCAAACAGAAGCCAGAGUACCUGGAUGCGCUUGUCAAAUACCACAGUUGUACUUCUGGACUGGGGAAGAGCUACGUGGAGCCCAGAAAGAUUGACGUGGAUGAAGAAAUUGCUGAGAAAUUUUUUCAAAAGCUGUUGGAACUGGAGAAGGAGACUCUAGAGAGAUACAGUGAUCUCCUAGAUUAAGCUAGUCUC
Molecule: messenger RNA, 929 nt
Organism: Mesitornis unicolor (brown roatelo)
Lineage: Eukaryota; Metazoa; Chordata; Aves; Mesitornithiformes; Mesitornithidae
Gene: HSD17B7
Product: hydroxysteroid (17-beta) dehydrogenase 7
Exons: 8
Coding region: 201-920 (239 amino acids)
Biological process (GO): cholesterol biosynthetic process
Cellular component (GO): endoplasmic reticulum membrane
Molecular function (GO): estradiol 17-beta-dehydrogenase [NAD(P)+] activity; 5-alpha-androstane-3-beta,17-beta-diol dehydrogenase (NADP+) activity; 3-beta-hydroxysteroid 3-dehydrogenase (NADP+) activity
Source: RefSeq, a predicted model, not a curated record